AUGCCUGCGGAGCAUCUCGACACCCUCAUCGUCGGGGCCGGCAUCUCCGGCAUCAACACUGCCUACCGCCUCCAGUCACGCCUUCCCUCCGCCGACUAUGCCAUCCUCGAGUCCCGCGACGCCAUUGGCGGCACCUGGGACUUCUGGAAGUACCCCGGCAUCCGCUCAGACUCGGACCUCCACACCUUUGGCUUCGCCUGGGAGCCCUGGCCCUACGAGAACCCCGUCGCCGAGGCCGACCUCAUCCUCGGCUACAUGAACAAGUGCGCCUCGAAGUACGGCAUCGACAAGCACAUCCGCUUCCAGCACAGAGUCCUCUCCGCCGACUGGUCCACCAACGAGCAGCGCUGGACCGUCAUCGCCGACCACCAGGGCCAGCGCAGGAAGUUCGUCACGCGCUUCUUCGUCCUCGGCACCGGCUACUACAACUACUACAAGCCUCUCGACGCCAUCAUCCCCGGCAUCGACAACUUCAAGGGCAAAGUCAUCCACGCCCAGUUCUGGCCAAAGGAGUACGACUACACGGGCAAGCGCGUCAUCAUCAUCGGCAGCGGCGCCGCCGCAAUCACCAUCCUCCCUGCCAUGGUCAAGGACGGCGCCGGCAAGGUCACCAUGCUCCAGCGCAGCCCCUCCUACGUCUUCUCGGUCGUCAACAGCGAUCGGGCCCCCUUCUGGGUCCGCAAGUUCCUCCCGCUCCGCGUCGUCACCACCUGGGAGCGCAUGUUCCACCGCAUCGUGCCCUUCCUGGUCGUGCUCUACUGCCACGCCUACCCACAGCAUGCCCGCCGCUAUAUCAUCGGCCUGGCCAAGAAGCAGCUGCCCAAGCGGCUCAACUGGGACCCGCACUUCAACCCAAAGUACACGCCCUGGCAGCAGCGCAUGUGCAUGGCGCCCGACGGCGACUUCUACCAGUGCCUGCAAGACCCCAACAAGGCCGAAGUCGUCACGGGCGUGAUCAAGACGGUCACCGAGACGGGCAUCGAGCUCAAGGAGGGCAGCGCGGGGAUAGACGACACCAAGCCCCAGCACCUCGAGGCCGAUGUCAUCGUGGCCGCCACGGGCCUCAACAUGAACUUUGGCGGAUUCGUCGACGUCCGCGUCGACGGCGACAAGGUCGACUGGUCAAAGAAGUUUGUCUGGAACGGCUGCAUGAUCGAGGGCGUGCCCAACAUGUUCUUCAUGUUUGGCUACGUCAACGCCUCGUGGACCCUGGGCGCCGACGACUCCGCCAGCAUCAUGGUGCGCGUGAGGCAGUACCUCGACAAGCGCGGCACGCAGACGGCCUGUCCGCGUAUGUCCAGGGGCACUGACACCAGCGAGCCGCUCAAGAUGUGGCAGCUCUCGUCGACGUAUGUCCAAGCUGCUGGCGACAAGUUCCCCAGGUACCUGAAGCAGGCGCCGUGGCGGCCCAAGACGAAUCCUAUAAUGGAUUACUCACAUGCCAAUUAUGGGAAUGUGACGAACGGGCUGCACUUGAUGGGUUGA
Messenger RNA from Microdochium trichocladiopsis, 1485 nucleotides. RefSeq lists its product as uncharacterized. The coding region runs from base 1 to 1485 and encodes 494 amino acids. Gene Ontology annotation, molecular function: N,N-dimethylaniline monooxygenase activity; NADP binding; flavin adenine dinucleotide binding. The transcript has a single exon. NCBI's taxonomy places the organism in Eukaryota, Fungi, Ascomycota, Sordariomycetes, Xylariales, Microdochiaceae. The record is from RefSeq and is a predicted model, not a curated record.